Messenger RNA from Tuber melanosporum (Perigord truffle), 3988 nucleotides. RefSeq lists its product as uncharacterized. The coding region runs from base 1145 to 3607 and encodes 820 amino acids. NCBI's taxonomy places the organism in Eukaryota, Fungi, Ascomycota, Pezizomycetes, Pezizales, Tuberaceae. The transcript has a single exon. The record is from RefSeq and is a predicted model, not a curated record.
CCCAGACACACGCGCAUCCAACCCUCCCUCCCGUCACUUUCCCUUCUCAUGCAAGUAGAUAGUCGUUGAGACACUGACGAGCACCUAGGCUAGCAUUUCAAUUCGUGAACCUUUCUUUUAUUUUUUUCUUCCAACGCCACCACCCCCUCUUCUGCUCCUUCUGCUCUGUCUGCCUGCUUUGGAUGGCUGGUUUCCUGUGUUAGCUGGUUCGCUAGUCUACGAUAAUAUGAUACAACUCAACCUCCAAUUUUUUUGACCUCCGUCAACUGCCACCCCCCCCCUUCCCUUCCGAUCAUAUAUUUCUUUUACUUUACUUUACUUACUGCCUACCCCCCUUUUCUAAGUCUGAUUCUCUUUCUUUCCUUUUUUUUUUUUUUUUUGCCCUCUUUUCCUUUACUUGAAGGAAAUACCUUUUUUCCAACGUUCGGCUUUGGACCAACAAACCUCAGGAGAAAACUACCAGAUCCCCCACACAGAACCACAGUGGACCGCGGUCGAGCGAGUAAUAUAACAGUUCUACAACAAUCACGCCAUUUUUGUGGAGAAAUAUUUCAAGAGAGGAGGGGAAACAUUGGAAAAGGAAGGGAAAGGAAGGGAAAGUACAAGGAAAGAGGUACGAGUAGAAAAUAGGAGAAGGGAAGGAGGAUUGUUCCGGGCUUUUUCUAAUUUCUCCGAUUUCGGAUCUCUCGAAAAAAGCCACAAAAAGCCUAGUAGCAAAGACGGAGCGGACGGAAGGAUUACUCACGGUUGCGACCCCGCAAAGGUUCGGUGUUCGAUACCUAGUGUCUGCGUUCUUACCGGGAUCUUCAGUCCUCGCUUCCAAGGAAGAAGAGAUACUAUCAUAGGAAGGAGAGGAAGAAAGGGAUCAUUGUAUCGGCAUCAUAGUUUCUGGGCUGUGCCAGCCCCAUUUUAUUCUUGUUUUUGGACUGUGGGUUUGGUUCGGUUUCGUCAGUCUCUUGUUCUUUUGGGAUUUAUUUUCCCCCAGCCCCUUUAGCCCCCCACUUUUGACAUCUCGGAGGUUUUUUUAUUUUUUCCUAUUUCCUGCCAUUUUUUAUUUUUAAAAAAUAUCCCUUUUGGUGGUUUAUUUUACGACUCCUGCUGGAAAGGGGGACGAAGAGGGAUAUCGGUUAGGUAUACGGUCGCCAUGUCUCACUCUCCUCCUCAUUCGCGGACCCCUCCAACUUCUGUUUCCCCGCCUCGACGGCUCACUUGGAGGAGGGCGGCUACUUCUCCACCACGCCGUGCAAUCGACUACUCUCCCUCCCGGGGCCCGACGAAUGCUCUCUACAGCUAUCCUAGCAGCUCGUCACUAGCUUCACUCUAUUUGGCGCACGGCCGAAUAUCACCGGUUCGAAGAUCCCCCGCUCAUUCGAGAUGUUCCUCGCGGGAUCAAGACGGUGUGGUCCUCUGUGACGAGCUACGGACCCUUGCGGCGGUGAUCCCGCGAAAGAUUAGCUCCCUCUCAACCACGCCUAUCCCAACUGGCGGCCCGAUUCCCCCGCCUACUCCGCCUCCGGCGAGUCCCCACGACGACAUAGACGAUUUGGAGAGUUCCGGGGGUAGUGACGAGGAAAUUGUGUUCCAACGUGGCCGCCGAAGGCCAAUUCCUAACACUGACAUUGACGGGCUAACGACCCCUCAAUCUCGUCAUGUCAGGAGUUCGCGGGUUCUGAGGAGGGUUAGAGCCAAUAUACAUGAGGUUUCGCCCUCCGGGUCGGGAUCCGUUUCGCCUCCUACCGUACCAGCAGGAGUUAGUGCGCCACCAACCCCACCAAAAGAUGCCGCCCCAUCUGGCCUCCAUCACCCAAAGUCAUUGAAGCGGAGUCCUAAGAGCGCAUAUUUUGCAGAUAGCACAGAAGUUCCUGGGCUCAAGGAGCACCUGGGACGGGAGGAGCAGAAUUCGCUCGAUCUUGAAGAGUUUGUUUGGAAGGAUGAGGUGGAUCAUACGUUUGCGCCAUAUAUCCCGCGCACUGCUCCUGCUGUUUCUGGCGACUUUCUGGAGCCCAAAGAAGUCGAGGAAGAGCAGGUUAGUAGUGUCGGUGAGCUAGAGGGUUCUUUGGAAGAGAAUGUGGAGAUCCAUGAGGCGCUGUAUGCUGAGUUCGCCAUGGCUCAUGAAAUUGGAAUUGCGUUGGGAUCGCCACCGGCGGUCGAACGGAGGCUUGAGUUUGUUCUUGAUCCGGAACACGAUACUUCGGGAGACGAUAAGAGUGUUAAUAGCAAUAAGAGUGUUGAUAGCAUCAAGAGCGAAAUGAACGCCCCGGAACCUGAGCCUGAGUCAGAGCCAGAAUCCGAAUAUGAGUCAGAACCCGAGCACUCUAUCCCAGGUGCAUUCAAAGAUGAGGAUGAAGUGCUCGCGGAGAUCAAUGGUCUUAAAAAGAAGGGUAGGGGCAAGGGCAAGGCUAAGGCAGAGGUAGUCGCAAUAACUCAGGAAGAAAUAGAUUCCGGAGAGAGCACAAAAGAGGAGGAGGAUGAGAAUGAGAGUGAGACCGGCCAGUACCUCCCGCUGGGGGCAACCAUAGCCAAGGCAAGAAUAAAUGGCACCGGCGGAAGAAAAGUGACACCUUGGCCAACACCACGGAUAAUCUCUUGUCGAUCUUCUAUGGAGAAUGCCCAACGGGAAACGGCAGAUCCAUCGGAAUCCGUUAGGGAGCCAGCUGAGGAGGUGGCUGAGAAGGCCGCUAGCGAAGAGGCAGCUGAAACAGAAAGUGCGGAUACUGAUGAGAACGAUUUUACCGAUGAGGAAGAGGAUGAUGAUGAAGUCUUUUACGAUGCUGAAGAAGGUGGACUCGCAUCCCCUCCCAUGUCUCCUAUCUCGCGAUCCUAUUCCCACUCUCGACACGCCGAACUUGAGAACCUUCCGAGAACCCCCAGAUCCCCCAAGUCUCCGAAAUCCCCUCGGGAGAAUAAUGUGGAUCUCGUCCUUACUCAGUCUGCAUCUGAGGCUUCAGCCCCUGGCUUAGGCCCUGGUUCGCCCAAUUCGCCUAAGCACCCUGAAGCCCCAAAGAAACUUCCCCUUCCGCUACCUGGUCCGCUAGCAGUUAACGUAAUACCAGCAACUCCCGUCCCGCUCAUGUCUCCCGCAGCAGAGCUCGAUAAGCAACUCGGUAAUCCCCCUCCCUCUCUUCUUCACCGCAAGCCAACCGGUGGGGUCCAAACUUUAAAGAAUUCCCAUGAUCCCACCUCUCCAACCAAGCCCUCAAUCCCCGUUCCCAAGCGCUCAACCUCAUUCUCCAUGUCCGGCACCCGUAAAACGGCUCGCCGCCCCUCCAUCUCUAAUCAGCCCAAGCGCGUGCGCGAGUCUAAACUUCACCCGUGGUGGCGACCCCGCCAUGGUGGUUCUAACGACGCAGAAGACCCAGGUCUCUCACGUACCAUCUCUGCGCCGCACAUAUCUGCCUACACACAGGAAUUGCACAGAACGGAGUCUACCACGAGCAUCGGAAGGAAGCGCGUGACGAAGCCGAUUAAAGGGACAAAAUUUCAAAUCGAAUUUAUCGGAGUCGGCACGAUUAAAGAGAAGGGAGGCGUGUUAAAGGAAAAACUCGACGCAGGGAGCGGAGCAAUGAAGAGGAAGUUUUCCCUCAAGAAGAGGCCUACGGAUAUUUGAAUUUUCCUCUUCCAAUACCAAUUUUUUCUUAUGUCCUUCCCACACAAAUUAGGUGUAUGUUGCAUUGAUCUGGAGUUUUUUUCUUCUUCUUCCCCUUUUCUCAUUGUUUCAUUGAUUAUUUUGUCUUGUUUCAAAAAUAACUCGUAAUUUCAUUUCUUAUGGUACUUGAGACAGAUGGGAUUGGUUGCAAAGCAAGCGCAGCAUGGCACAGGAUGGGAUGGUAUUUCAUGAUAUUGUUAUUGUUGGAUAUCUUCUUUACCUGUUUUCUCUGCUUUGGGUUUUUUUACCUAUAUCUUCUUUAUGACGAUGUGAUGUACGUUACGAUAUUACUAAAAGGCGGUAGCUAGCCUACAACUGAUGAGUCUUAAAGUCUACGGCAUU